This is a messenger RNA of Botrytis fragariae, 696 nucleotides long. RefSeq names its product putative enolase phosphatase protein. NCBI's taxonomy places the organism in Eukaryota, Fungi, Ascomycota, Leotiomycetes, Helotiales, Sclerotiniaceae. The record is from RefSeq and is a predicted model, not a curated record. The coding region runs from base 1 to 696 and encodes 231 amino acids. Gene Ontology annotation, molecular function: acireductone synthase activity; magnesium ion binding. The transcript has 2 exons.
AUGGACUUCUAUUUCCCAUACGCUCUCGCAGCUCUACCAGAAACACUCUCCACUCAAUGGGACUCUCCAUCCUUCCUCCCUUAUCGCUCUGCCUUCCCGCCUGAACACGCCUCUACCCCUGACGCACUCCUUUCUCAUGUCCGCGAUCUCAUGGCUCAGGAUCUCAAGAUCCCAUACCUCAAAUCUCUCCAAGGUUAUCUCUGGCUUCGUGGUUAUGAAUCGGGCGAAUUGAAGUGUCCACUUUUCCCAGAUGUAUACCCAACGAUGGAGAAGUGGAGAGACAAUGGAGCAAAGAUUUGUAUCUAUAGUAGUGGGAGCGUGGCAGCGCAGAAGUUGUUGUGGAGAUAUACGACUGAAGGGGACUUGAGGGGUUGCAUUUGGAAUGGGCUUGAAGGGCAUGGUGGGAGAGAGCUUGAAGGCGGAUAUUGGGAUACCGUUAAUGCGGGGCUGAAACAGGAUAUGACGAGUUAUGAGAAGAUUGCCAAGGCGAACAAUGCGUUGGGUGAGGUGGGUGAGUGGUUAUUCUUGAGCGAUAACAUCAAGGAGGUGAGAGCCGCAAAGGAAGCUGGAAUGAAGAGUUUCGUGGUGGUUAGAGAGGGGAACGCGGAGGUUACUGCGGAGAGGGAGGGGCAGCUUCUUGUGGAGAGCUUUGGAGAGGUUGAGAAGUGGGCUGAGGUUACUGCUGAACAAGGAUGA